CCUCUGUGGGAGUGACGGACGGCCGUGGGGAGGUGGUCCGGGACUCGGGUCCCUUUCUCCCUGGGCCGAGACCCGCGCCCUGGGAAUUGCGAGCCGCUUCGCCCUCUGUUUUCACCCUUGCCUCUGUUUUCGCGCGCAGGCGAAGCUGUUGUUACUAGCGGGGUCGUGUUAAAUAGUUCUCGAGUGAAAGUGCCUCCACGUUUGCUGAUGAUGUGGCUCCUAAGUCAGACUCCUGGAGGACUCAGCCUGGCACUCAGCGUCGGGUAUCGGUUGUAUAACAGCGCUGCCCUAGUUAUCUUUUUGUGAGGCGUGGAUCCUUCCACUGACGAGCCGUUUUAAGGUCGUAAAAUCUUGGGUGAAGAAUCCAUUUGCACAGCCCAAUCUGAAGCCCCCACAGAAGGGAGAAGUGUUGCUGCCCUGAAAUCAGCCACGCUUAAAAUAAGGAUCUCCGCCCGCCUUCUGUGUUACCCGGGUGGAGCUAGUUGAAGACAAAUCCUCUGUACGUGUUAAUUGAAGUAACUUAAUUCAGAGCAGGAACAGUCAUGCCAUCUUUUAAGGGCACCGUGCGCCCAUGUUAUUAAGAGGAGCUCUUUGUUCUGCGUUUGAUGUGUGAUGCAUUCAUAAGAGUCUUCAGCGCAUCCGCGAAAGAAAACUUUGUGUGAUGUGAUUCUCAUGGUCCAAGAAAGAAAGAUACCUGCUCACCGUGUUGUCCUUGCUGCAGCCAGUCAUUUUUUUAACUUAAUGUUCACAACUAACAUGCUGGAAUCAAAGUCCUUUGAAGUAGAACUCAAAGAUGCUGAACCUGACAUUAUUGAACAACUGGUGGAAUUUGCUUAUACUGCUAGGAUUUCUGUGAAUAGCAACAACGUGCAGUCAUUGUUAGAUGCAGCGAACCAGUACCAGAUUGAACCUGUGAAGAAAAUGUGUGUUGAUUUUUUGAAAGAACAAGUUGAUGCUUCAAAUUGUCUUGGUAUAAGUGUUCUAGCAGAGUGUCUAGACUGUCCUGAAUUGAAAGCAACUGCAGAUGACUUUAUUCAUCAGCAUUUUACUGAAGUUUACAAAACUGAUGAGUUUCUACAACUUGAUGUUAAACGAGUAACACACCUCCUCAACCAGGAUACUCUGACUGUGAGAGCAGAGGAUCAGGUUUAUGAUGCUGCAGUCAGGUGGCUGAAAUAUGAUGAACCUAAUCGCCAGCCAUUUAUGGUUGAUAUCCUUGCUAAAGUCAGGUUUCCUCUUAUAUCAAAGAAUUUCUUAAGUAAAACAGUACAAGCUGAGCCACUUAUUCAAGACAAUCCUGAAUGCCUUAAGAUGGUGAUAAGUGGAAUGAGGUAUCAUCUACUUUCUCCAGAGGAUCGAGAAGAGCUGGUAGAAGGAACAAGGCCUAGAAGAAAGAAACACGACUACCGCAUAGCCCUAUUUGGAGGUUCCCAACCACAGUCUUGUAGAUAUUUUAACCCAAAGGAUUAUAGCUGGACAGACAUCCGCUGCCCCUUUGAAAAACGAAGAGAUGCAGCGUGCGUGUUCUGGGACAAUGUAGUGUACAUUUUGGGUGGCUCCCAGCUUUUCCCCAUAAAACGAAUGGACUGCUAUAACGUAGUGAAGGAUAGCUGGUAUUCCAAACUCGGCCCUCCAGCACCCCGAGAUAGCCUUGCUGCUUGUGCUGCAGAAGGCAAAAUUUAUACAUCUGGAGGUUCAGAAGUAGGAAACUCCGCCCUGUAUUUAUUUGAAUGCUAUGAUACAAGAACUGAGAGCUGGCACACGAAGCCCAGCAUGCUGACUCAGCGCUGCAGCCACGGGAUGGUGGAAGCCAAUGGCCUGAUCUAUGUUUGUGGUGGAAGUUUAGGGAACAAUGUUUCUGGGAGAGUGCUGAAUUCCUGUGAAGUUUAUGAUCCCGCCACAGAAACGUGGACUGAAUUGUGUCCAAUGAUUGAGGCCAGGAAGAAUCAUGGACUGGUAUUUGUAAAGGACAAGAUAUUUGCUGUGGGAGGUCAGAAUGGUUUAGGUGGUCUGGACAACGUGGAGUAUUACGAUAUUAAAUUAAAUGAAUGGAAGAUGGUCUCACCAAUGCCAUGGAAGGGUGUAACAGUGAAAUGUGCAGCAGUUGGCUCUAUAGUUUAUGUCUUGGCUGGUUUUCAAGGUGUGGGUCGUUUAGGACACAUCCUUGAAUAUAAUACUGAAACAGACAAAUGGGUCGCCAACUCCAAAGUCCGUGCUUUCCCAGUGACAAGUUGUUUAAUUUGUGUUGUUGAUACUUGUGGCGCAAAUGAAGAGACCCUUGAAACAUGAAAAAUGAGUGGACUUCAAGACUCAUCAGAGAUUCGAAAAUGUGGCCAUCAGUGCUUUGUUUCAAGAUUUUGGUUACAAAGUUUUGGUUUACAGUUUUGUUUUGUUUUUUUAAAGAAAGUUUUAAGUAAAAUAAGAUCCUUGCAAAAUAAAUGUUUCUUUUAUAUGGUUUUCUUUACUUGAAUAGACGACCCUAUUUUAGCUGGCCACAUAGCCAGGAACAUAUCUAGCAAGACAACUUGAAAAAUUAUCAGCAUUUGAUGAAAAUAUGAAUUCUAGAAUGAGUUUCACGUUUGUAAUUGUGAUUAUGGCAGAGUAGGGGACUGGCUCAUCAGUGAAGCAGCCUCAUCUUAGCUCUAGAUUCUAUUUUCAUACAUCAUGGAAGUGCUAUGUAGUUUGGUCUGUUUCUGUUCUGUCAAGUACUAAGGAAUAGUAUAAAUUGCAAGUCCAGACAGGCAGCUCUGGUGGAGCAGCUUCGUCUCACAUCAUUUUGCUUGUCUUCAUAUGCUUCAUUUAGUGCCAAAUGUAUUCCAUUUAAAAGUAAGCCCAGAGUGUGUUAAAGCACACACACAUACACACGCAUUCACACAACUUCAUAAAUGGAUUUUUGGAAUUAAAAAUGUACCCAGCUUCUCAUGAAAUAUAUUCAGUCUAAUUAAAUAUAUACUGUCUUUUUAAUGCAAAAUGUCCAGCUCAGCACCCAUCAUUAAUUUAUUUCACUUUUACCCAGUGGUUAAAAAAGGAUUCUGUCUCUUCAAUCCUUACUAUUAAAUCAAAUCAAAUCCUAAUAAGAAUUAUUAACUAGCAAAAGAUAAAGGUAUUUACAAUAAAUUUCUAGAUCACUAGAAGAGCACUGAGAGUUGUACCAUAAUAUCAGUGUUGACCUUGAACUUCUUAAGGAUUAAAAAGAUAACAUGAUUUUUUUUUCCUUAGCAGGACACAUCAAAUAUAUAUAUUCAACCCAGUAAGCUCUAAAAGUUUUGUAGAAAUUACAGCUUUAAAUAUACAUCAGAUUUCAUAUUGGUUAGUUUUAUGUGGUCAGUGAUCUUUUACAAUCCCAACUACUCAUUUCUUUCCUUACAGUAAUGUGUUGCCCUUUACACUGUGUAUGGAAUGAGCCAUGUAAAGCUGUCACCAUCAUUAUUUUUAAUCUGAUAAUAUUAAAUAUUUUUUAACCUAAAAUAGACUGUUCAGUUUUAUUCAUUCCUUGUUUUAAACGUGUUAGAUAAUGGUUAUUUUUUAAAUCUGUGAAGCAAUGUUUCUAUUUUCAUUUUCUUUCUGUUCUUUAUAUUAGUUUAUAGUAGUUUUGAUCCCUAAAAAGCUUUUCAAUAAAAAAGGAAUUAGAGAAAGCCUAAUGAUGGGUAUAUUUAUGUAGGGUUUUUUUUAAUGUGUAUAAAAAUUUUUUUUUAUAAAAAUUUAUCGAGAUAUAAUUCAGAUAUCAUACAAUUCAUUCAUUUAAAAUGUACCAUUCAAUGGUUAAUAUGUUAACAGAAUUGUGCAACAUUAUCACAAUCAGUUUUAGAACAUUCAUAUCCAGAGAGAAACCUCUUACCUAAUGGCAGUCACCCCACAAUUUCCUCCAAACCCCACCCCCGGCCCUAGGCUUAAAAGUAUCACCAUACUUUAUGGAUUUGCCUAUUCUGGACAUUCUUAUCUAGGAUUUUGAAUGUAGAACUCCAUUGAAAAAUGUGGCGAGUUAAUUUUUUUUUAAGAGAAGAAUAUAAUAUUACAAUAUGGCUAUAUUAUGUAAUUUGUAAUCUCCAAUGUGGAAUAUGCAGCACUGUAUGAGAUAUUUGAGAUACACUAGCCUUUUGUUUUUAGGCUGUGCAACUGACUAGAACACAUUAUAGUAAGUAUGUAGACAGUGUAAUGCAGGUUAUAAUAAGUUUUUUUCUUAGUAAUUUUUAUCAUCAUAAGUCCCAGUUAGGGUCCGUUUGUUUGAAAAUGUUCUACAAAAUCGUCAAUGCCAAGAUGAGUAAAAGUCCAAUGGAUUGACAUACUACCUUUUUUCAAUAAUACUUAUAAAGUAUCUACAUUUUUUGUAGACAUUUGAUAUGUUAAUGUUAUGUCCACUGUUUGGAUGACAGCAACUUAGUUUAUACUUUGAAAACCAUGAACAUAGAAGUUUUAGCAUCUUGAAAAAAUUAUUCCUGUAAAAGACAGUAACUACAAUUUGUGACUAUAUGACCAAACUUUCAAAAACUUGGCAUAUAAAUAGCCUCAUGAAAAACUCUGAGCUGUGAAUUAUUUUGACAUUAAAAUAUUACUAAAAGAAAACGAGUCAUUUAAUAAACGAUUCAACCAAACAGUUUAUAUCCCUUUACCUUAACACUGUUAACAGCAGAAAUCCUGGAUUUGCUGCAGAGACCAUGGAAAAGGAGGUAUCUGGAAGAAAAUCUGCCUUUUAAGGGUACUAUAUUUUUAUUAACAGAGAGGAGCCCUGGCAGUGCAGUGGUUAAGCAUUCUGCUGCUAACCGAGAGGUCAGCGGUUCCAACCCACCAGCUGCUCCAGAGGAGAAGGAUGGGGCAGUUGGCUUCCCUAAAAGUUUUCAUCCUUGGAAACCCUGUGGGGCAGUUCUACUCUGUCCUAUAGGGUCGCUAUGAGUCAGAAUCAACUGGAGGGCAAUGGAUGGGAACUGUUAACAUAUCAAAGACUUGAGAAAACUCAGUCUACUCCUACAUGCCACCAAUGUCACCAAACCAGCUCUCACUCUCAUUGCUGCGGAGUCCAUUCUGACUCCUGGCGACCCUAUAGGACAGAGUAGAAGUGCCCCAUAGGGUGUCCAAAGCUGUCAUCUUUGCAGAAGCAGACUGCCACAUCUUUAUCCUACCAAGUGGCUGCUGGGUUGGAACCGCCGACCUGUCAGUUGGCAGCCCAGUACUUAACCACUGCCCCACCAGGGAGUUCCUUCAGCUCUCACUAAAUCCCAAUAAUUUCAUAAUAUUAAAGGACAUUUUUUAGGCUUCAUCGUUUAACACUUGCUGAGUCCUUCAAGUAACCUUCUUCCUCUUUACAAUUGCCUCAAAGGACUCCAAAAUACUUGUGUCCGUUUUUUAUCUUCCUAACUUUUCUCCUUUCCCAAUGUGUGUCAAACUACUUUGGAAGUAAUAAUAAUAAUUAAAAAAAUAGUCUGUGCUGAUAAAUUGUCUGAAAUGUUAUCCUUACCAACUAGAAAGCUUUUGGCUUUCUCAGGCAAUUAAGGCACCAUCAUAAGAAAGACUAUGGAAUUGACUCCACGGCACUGGGUUGGGUUUUCAUUAAAAAGAUGUAAAAUCGGGUUUAAGAUCAAGUCCAUUCAAAUCUUGCCAGGUGAUUUCCCUGACUUUCUCUUCCAAACUGCUGUUGGAUUUGUUUCCAUUAUCGUAUGUUUAAACUCUUUAAGAGUACUUUUCUUUUUAUGAUUGCCCUUUUUUAUAGUAUGCCCUUGUUUCAUGUUAUCCUUACUGAGGAUAUUUUUGUUUCUUUAACAUUUUUAUACUUUUGGUGUUAUUUCUGUUUCCUGUGACUUCUUUUUCUGUUUGUUUGCUUGGCUUUUUCCUAUUGGAGUCUUUCCUCAAAUACCUGGUUCCUGGCUGUGCAUUUAUAUUUAUAAUGAGACAUUUAAAAGCUGAUGAUAUUUUUUGUGUACAAAUAAUUUCUUGUGUGGAUAAUAAUUUACAUGAAAAAAAACCUCACCAUAUAACGAGGGAAUGGCCGACUAUUUUUGCCGGAGACCUAAAGGAGAUCCAUAGGUAGUUUUCUAGGGUGUUUGUUUCUCUAGAAAAUAAUCUUCCAAUUUCCUGCCCCUUAGAAGGAGGGCACUAUAAGCCUGGAUUCUUGGAGCUCAGGCAUAGGACACUGUCUCACCCUUCAAUAAGCAGAUCUUUACUCAGUCCCUCUUUUGUCAGUACCAUAACUUGUCCUCCCUACCUGACGUCCUGGAGUCUGAAGCCUUUCAUUCCAUUUUUUCAAGAAUUAAGCCUAUAUCCUGUCAGGCAGGGACAGUCAACUGCCUCACUGGGUGGGUUUAUGGAGCUAGGUUCUACCUGCACCUUAUAUAGAUUUUCAAACCACCCUUCUGUGGUUCCUGGUGACUCUUCCUCAGGCUUCUCAGGCUUCUCUGGGGACAUCUAUGUCCACCUUGCAGGAAUAUAAUUUGAUCUUCCUCUCUGCUAAGUAAUUUACAAUUUUUCUUUCAUGUCCUUUCAGUCUUCGUAAAUUGUGGUUCAGAACUGUGGAUAUCACACUAUAGUCAAAGAUGAUGUUUUUUCUUAUUUUCACUGUUACAUCAAGAUGGGUCACAAGAGGAAAGGGAGGCAGAAGUACUUCUGUUAUAAAACCAGAAGUUUCCUUCCUGUAACGCCAUGCUCCUGAUUUCCACCUACUACUCAUAAUCCAAGGAGCCCUGGUGGUACAGUGGUUAAUCACAGAGCUGCUAACUGAAAGGUCCGCAGUUCAAAUCCACCAGCUGCUCUGCAGGAGAAAGCUGUGCCAAUCUGCUUCCGUGAAGAUUUACAGCCUUGGAAACCCUAUGGGGCAGUUCUACUCUAUCCUAUAGGGUCCCUAUGAGUUGAAAUUGUGGAGCAGUAGGUACGCAUAUACCUGAGCACUAUAAGUUCUGCAAGCCUUAGCCCUAGGCUCUCAUCUCACACUCAGUACUCCAUCUAGACAAUCUCAACCAGGAGCCUUGCCCACCUCUCCACCCUCAUCGAGCACCAUGGUCACCCUCACUAAGUUUCAGCCACCCCUGUUAUUUCGUUCUCUGAUCCCAGCAAAGUCCUCAUGCACAUUGCUAUUUGCAUGGAGGAGGAGCCAAAUGAGACAUGCGUUAAUACAAAAAAAUUGAUCAAAUAAGGAAAUAAAUUAAGAAUGGGGGAGGCAGGUUUCUCACUACCAAACAAGGGAGUUAUAACAUGAAUCUUACGAUACUAGAUUGGAAUUAGAGGUGAUUAUCAGUGUAAACUCAUGGUCAUAUCUGUCUAUAUGUAAAUAUGUAUGUAGGUAUGUAUAUACAUUCAUAUUUACAAACAUUUCCUAGCAAUGUUCAUGAAAGGGUCUAGGUGCAAAAACAUCCUAGUAACAACAAACAACACUUAAAAGGCCAGAUCUUGGCCUCUAAGUACCACCAAAAGGAAUCAGGGCUUUUUGGAGAAUGGCUGAUUCCAGGACUGGAGCAUCCCUUUGGGGCAAGAAAGUAAAGAAAUACUCAAAGAAUCAUGGGAUGUAUCAAAAGAAAAAGGAGCUAGCUUAAAAGGUUUCCCACUGGUCAAAUUGGGGACAAGUUGAGCAUCAAAAUAAAUGAUAGUAAUGGAUUAUAACCCAUUGAAUAAAAUUGAAAACUAUGAAUCUAUACUGAUACAAAUAAAUGAAUAAAAUUUUUAUGAAGAAAGAUUUUUAUAUAGUUUCAAAGUAUCUCCCCACAAAAUGCUAAUAACAAAAAGGGAAAAAGUAACAUUACAAUGGAGAAGCCUCGGAAAGUGAACAUUAAAAGAGAAGCAAUUCCACUCCUAGGAAUAUACUCAAGAGAAAUAAGAGACAUUACACAAAUAGACAUAUGCACACCCAUGUUCACUGCAGUAUUAUUCACGAUAGCAAAAAAUGGAAACAACCUAGGUACCCAUAAACAGAUGAAUGGAUAAACUAUGGUACGUACACAAAAUGGAAUACUAUGCAACAAUUAAGAAUGAGGAAUCUGCAAAACAUCUCAUGACAUGGAUGAAUCUAGAGGGCAUUAUGCUGAGUGAAAUAAGUCAAUCACACAAAAGGACAAAUAUUGUAUGAGACCACUACUAUGAAAACUCACAGAGAGGUUUACACACAAAAAGAAACAAUUUUUGAUGGUUACGAGGUGGGGAGGAGUGGAAGGGAAAAACACUAAACAGAAAAUAGAUAAGUGAUAACGUUGAUGAAGGGUAAGACGGUACACAACACGGGGAAAGCCAGAACAACUUGUCCAAGGCAAGGUCACGGUAGCUCCAUAGACACAUCCAAACUCCCUGAGGGACUACAUUACUGGACUGAGGGGUGUGGGGACCAUGGUCUCGGGGAACAUCUAGCUCAAUUGGCAUAAUGUAGUUCAUAAAGAAAAUGUUCUACAUUCUACUUUGGUGAGUAGCAUCUAGUUUCUUAAAAGCUUGUAUGUGGCCAUCUAAGAUACUCCACUAGUCUCACCCCCUCACCAUCUGGAGCAAGGGAGAAUGAAGAAAACCAAAGACAUAAGGGAAAGAUUAGUCCAAAUGACUGAGGGACCACAAGUACUACAGCCUCCACCAGGCUGAGCCCAGCACAACUAGAUGGUGCCAGGCUACCACCACCAAUUGCUCUGACAGGGAUCACAAUAGAGGGUCCCAGACAGAGCUGGAGAAAAAUACAGAAUGUCACCCA
Molecule: messenger RNA, 8650 nt
Organism: Loxodonta africana (African savanna elephant)
Lineage: Eukaryota; Metazoa; Chordata; Mammalia; Proboscidea; Elephantidae
Gene: KLHL7
Product: kelch like family member 7
Exons: 11
Coding region: 673-2289 (538 amino acids)
Biological process (GO): protein ubiquitination
Cellular component (GO): Cul3-RING ubiquitin ligase complex
Molecular function (GO): protein binding
Source: RefSeq, a predicted model, not a curated record